This is a messenger RNA of Dendrobium catenatum, 1449 nucleotides long. RefSeq names its product chalcone synthase 8. Gene Ontology annotation, biological process: polyketide biosynthetic process. The record is from RefSeq and is a predicted model, not a curated record. The transcript has 2 exons. Bases 46 to 1218 code for a protein of 390 amino acids. Gene Ontology annotation, molecular function: acyltransferase activity, transferring groups other than amino-acyl groups. NCBI's taxonomy places the organism in Eukaryota, Viridiplantae, Streptophyta, Magnoliopsida, Asparagales, Orchidaceae.
ACCAGCUGCCUCUCUCCUUUUCAGUGAUAAUUAAGAAGGAAAUCAAUGGCGCUGUCCUUGGAGGAGAUCAGGCGGUCUCAGCGGGCCGAUGGGCCGGCGACGGUCCUUGCCAUUGGCACCGCCACACCGCCCAACGUCGUGCACCAGGCUGAUUACCCGGACUACUACUUCAGGAUUACCAAUAGCGAACACCUCACUGAGCUCAAGGAAAAAUUCCAAAGAAUGUGCAACAAGUCAAUGAUCAAAACACGCUACAUGCACCUGACAGAGGAAAUCCUCAAGGAGAACCCGAACCUCUGCGCCUACAUGGCGCCAUCGCUUGAUGCGCGUCAAGACAUGGUUGUCGUCGAGGUGCCGAAACUCGGCAAAGAGGCCGCCAGACGAGCCAUCAAAGAAUGGGGCCAACCAAAAUCCCGCAUCACUCACCUAAUCUUCUGUACCACGAGCGGCGUCGACAUGCCCGGCGCCGAUUACCAACUCACUCGCCUACUUGGCCUCCGCCCUUCCGUCAACCGCCUCAUGCUCUAUCAACAAGGCUGCUUUGCCGGCGGCACGGUUCUUCGUAUCGCCAAAGACCUUGCCGAGAACAACGCCGGCUCGCGUGUUCUCGUCGUCUGUUCAGAAAUCACCGCCGUUACGUUUCGCGGCCCGUCGGAUACUCAUCUCGAUUCUCUUGUCGGCCAAACACUGUUUGGCGAUGGGGCUGCAGCGGUUAUUGUUGGAGCUGAUCCUGAUCCCAAUCUGGAGCGUCCCUUGUUCCAACUUAUAUCAGCUUCGCAAACUAUACUCCCGGAAUCUGAGGGAGCGAUUGACGGCCAUCUACGCGAGGCGGGUCUCACCUUCCAUCUCCUCAAAGACGUUCCCGGGCUUAUUUCGAAGAAUAUUGAGAAAAGCUUGGUGGAGGCUUUCAAACCGCUAGGGAUUCACGACUGGAAUUCGAUUUUUUGGAUUGCGCAUCCGGGCGGGCCAGCGAUUCUCGACCAGGUUGAAGAAAAGCUUGGGCUAGACGGAGAUAAGCUCGCGGCCUCAAGGCGUGUGCUUUCUGACUAUGGAAACAUGUCCAGCGCUUGCGUUCUGUUUAUCCUUGAUGAGAUGCGACGGCGAUCUUCGGAGGACGGGUUGGCAACGACCGGCGAGGGGUUGGAGUGGGGGGUUCUUUUCGGGUUCGGCCCGGGGCUUACGGUGGAGACCGUUGUGCUCCACAGUGUGCCCAAUUAGUUGUGACCGUUACGUUCUACUUAAUUGUUCUUCUUCAGCUCGCCGGCCUUAUUGAUAGAUCGUCUGUAUAGCUCUUAAGCUCGUUACCUGAAUAAGUGAAUGUAUUUGGUGUCAGAUUUAAUAGUUAAACUGUUAUGGUAAGAGAGCGAGUGGGGCAGUUGCGUAUAAAGAAAAAAAAAUGUUUAGAAGUCGUAUAAACUGGCGGAGAACGUCGUAAGGAGGAUUAUGUGA